ACAUUUGAUCACCAGAUUCUUAUAACAAGAAACCGAAAAUAUUAACGACUGGAUCUACAUAAUUUCUUGACCAAGCUCAAGUCUUAUAUCUAUAUAAACGAAAAAAUUCUAACGAGCUUAGAAAUACGUAUAAUCAGACGAAAUCCGUUUGCAAUCAGCACCAUUCCGCCAUCAAAAUAAUCAAAGAAACUCUAGUCUAAUAUUUGUCCAUCAUGUAUUCAUCAUCAAAGGUUUUGCUUAUGUUGAGUGCUAUCGUAUCACUCGCCACUCAACUAGUCUCUGUCUCAGCCUUCGAACCAAUGACCAAUGAGGACCUAGAGGAGCGUCAACCCCAUCAUCUGCUGCAAGCCCGCCAGGCGCCAGCUCCCAAGCGAGAGGAGCCGAAGGCAGUCAAUCCAGGGCAGCCACCCAAGCCGGAUGACAAGUCGAACAAUCCAGCCGAGGCCUCUGCUGGCAACCUUAUCGGAAUGCUCCUGCUCACCUCAGAGGCACUCGAUGCGGUCACUCACAUGGGCUCUAAUGCGACGACCGUCAAAUUGGGCAGCGAGGCUAUCAUCAAAAUGCUCCCCGACUUGAAAGCUGGUCGGCAGAAAGUCUUGAAAGAUGCUAACAAAAACGGGGUGGACGAUGACCUUGAGAAGAAAAUUUCGGCUGCUGCUGAGAGUAUGAAUCAGAUGCUCAAGGAUAUCAGCGCCAAACCGGAAGAUGCCAAUGCGAUCAAGGCGAAGUUCGCGAGCCUAGUGGACUCGUUCAACCAAGUGAUUAAUGUUUCCGAGGCGACUAUCAAUCUGGCUCUGCCCGCGAAGGCCGCCGAAUUCGAGAAGGCUAAACUGGAAGGCGGGUUGAAGAAAGAAGAACAAGCGGCCGCCGCCGCCGGUGGUGGCAAACCUCCGGCUAAAAAGGAGGAACCCAAAGGCCAACCUCCUGCUAAAAAGGAGGACCCCAAAGGUCCAGCUCCCAAACCCUAAUUAUAAGAGCAUCCAAAUGUCAAAAGUAGUCCUUAUUUCCUUCAAAUAUAAUCGUUCCUCUUGUGGUUUUUUCUUUUCUUCUUUUUUUUUCUUUUUCUUUCCCCAUACUUAUAUUUCUCUGAAGCUUAUUUAUCAACAGAAAAAAUAAU
Molecule: messenger RNA, 1117 nt
Organism: Puccinia graminis f. sp. tritici CRL 75-36-700-3
Lineage: Eukaryota; Fungi; Basidiomycota; Pucciniomycetes; Pucciniales; Pucciniaceae
Exons: 4
Coding region: 213-968 (251 amino acids)
Source: RefSeq, a predicted model, not a curated record